Messenger RNA from Xenopus tropicalis (tropical clawed frog), 2864 nucleotides. RefSeq names its product round spermatid basic protein 1 like (gene rsbn1l). Gene Ontology annotation, cellular component: nucleus. The record is from RefSeq and is marked provisional. NCBI's taxonomy places the organism in Eukaryota, Metazoa, Chordata, Amphibia, Anura, Pipidae.
CCCACUACUCUUUGGCAGCUCGGUGGCGGAGUCUGGGCAUAGCAGGAGCCCAAAAUGGCGGAGCUGUGGACUAGUAUAGGUGCUGCGCCAGCUGAAAAACAGGAGCAGCCCCCGAAACCAAGAGACGUUAUUCUAGUGAAAUCUCCAGCGUUGCUUUCUUCUACUUCGUCCUCUGAUCUGCACCCGCUCAAAAAAAUUCGGACUGAUGAUAAAUGUUUGAAGCCGAAGCGUGUGAAUGGCGAAGGAGGAGGCGGGAAUAGCAAGGGAGGACCGGGCCAUAGCAGUUCCGUAACAUGGAACUUUCCACAGGGAGCCAGCAGCAGCAGCAGCCUAUGCCUUGGCAAUCCCGGAAAGACUGAGAAGCCAACAAAACCCCGGGAAAAGCGGGAUAAGGAAAAGAAGAGGCGGCGGGAAGGGGGCGGAGAGGAGAACGGAGAGGUGAAAACUGCGGGGAUCCCCUGUCUCCCUGCAGCUUCCCCGGUCACCGCUGUCAGAAAUGAAAUCAAAAUAAAAGACAAGGAGAAACAAAAAGAAAAAAAGAAGCAUAAAUUAAUGAAUGAAAUCAAAAAGGAAAAUGGAGAGGUUAAAUUGCUACAAAAAGGAACAAAUGAGAAGCCAAGGCCAAAUGCCGAAGAUCUACAAAUUAAAAAAGUGAAGAAGAAAAAGAAAAAGAAACACAAAGAAGGCGAGAAAAGAAAGCAUCCUAAAAUGCAUAGUAAAUCAAUUCAGACCAUCUGCUCAGGCUUGGUCUCUGAUGCUGAAAAUAAUCAAUUUAAGGAAGCCAAAGUUGAAAAAGACGUCUAUUUUAUGGGUUUACUUGGAAAGACAGAGGUAAAGAAGGUGAAAGUCGAAAAGGAAAUUCCAUUUGUUUCAUUAAAGGAGCCCCGUGUUGAGCACAAACUCAAGUGUUUGGAUUCUUUAGAGUUCAAGCACCUUAUUCACAUCGAGCAUCAGCCUAAUGGUGGAGCAUCUUUGAUCCAUGCCUAUAGCAGUGAACUCUCUCAACUGUCUCCUGUGGAGAUGGAAAGGUUUUCUGAGGAAUUUGUGACUCUGGUUUUUAGUGAAAAUGAGAACUGUGCAGCUUUCUAUGUUAUGGGGAUUGUACAUGGGGCUGCUACAUAUUUGCCAGAUUUCCUAGACUAUUUUUCAUUUAAUUUCCCAAAUUCACCAGUCAAAAUGGAAAUUUUGGGGAAGAAGGACAUUGAAACAACAACCAUUUCUAAUUUUCAUGCUCAGGUAAAGAGAACCUAUUCCCAUGGUACAUACAGAGCUGGAGCAAUGAGGCAGAUCAGUCUAGUUGGAGCAGUCGAUGAGGAAGUUGGAGAUUAUUUUCCAGAAUUCUUGGACAUGUUGGAAACCUCUCCUUUCUUAAAGCGCACUUUGCCUUGGGGAACAUGUUCAAGCCUGCAGCUAAAAAGUCGAAAAGAGAGUGAUGAUGGUCCCAUUAUGUGGGUGCGCCCAGGGGAGCAGAUGAUUCCUGUGGCUGAUAUGCCAAAGUCACCCUUCAAAAGGAAAAGAACUACCAAUGAAAUAAAAAACCUGCAGUACCUACCUCGAGCUAGUGAGCCUCGGGAGAUGUUGUUUGAAGAUCGGACAAGAGCACAUGCAGAUCACAUAGGUCAAGGCUUUGAGAGAGAGACCACAGCAGCUGUAGGGGUGUUAAAGGCUGUGCAUUGUGUAGAAUGGAAUGAAAAUCCCCGAAUUACCAAAGAUGUAAUUUGCUUUCAUGCUGAAGAUUUUUUAGAAGUUGUGCAAAGACUGCAGUUAGACUUGCAUGAACCUCCACUGUCCCAGUGUGUCCAGUGGGUUGAUGAUGCAAAACUAAAUCAGCUGCGAAGGGAAGGCAUUCGAUAUGCCCGAAUACAGCUCUAUGAUGAUGACAUCUACUUUAUUCCAAGAAACGUGGUCCAUCAGUUCAAGACUGUUUCAGCUGUGUGUAGUUUAGCCUGGCAUAUUCGACUUAAGAUGUACUACCCAGAGUCUGCAGCUACGCAGAACAGUGAUAACUUGGAAGAAACAGAAUCAGGGAAAGAAACCAAGGCAGACAUUGAAAGAAGAGAUAAAACAUUAUAUUCUUCUAGCACUUAUACAUGUAAUGUACAGUUCAAAGACCCCAAGCAAAAACCACCACAAAUAAAACAUGAACAAACAUAUCCUCUCCAAACCAGCGAGGAAUGUGGCAAUAUAAAUCUUCCAACAAUCUCCCCAGCACCUACUGAAUGUCAUACUUUUGAAACAAAAACUGACUAUACCACUGAUACACCAGUAAAGAAUGAAAUGGAAUCUACUCUGGAACUCAUUAACCAGGACUUUGCAGACCGGCAUGUUACUCCAAAGGACACAAGGCAACAUAUACUAACAAAUUCAGUCAUUCGAACAGAGGAGGAAAACAUGUGCUAAACUUUGUACAUACAAAUUUAAAUUCUUGUUUUUAUCCUUCAUGAUCUAAUAAUAAUAAUAAUGUAAAAAAUUGAAUUGCAGGGCAAGUGUUUACUUGUUCUGUAGUCUGUUACAGAAUAUAGGUAUGUAGCGAUGUAACAUUCCUCAGUGCCUGUCCAUAACUGUGAAAUAUCAAAGCACUUAGGGCCAGAUGCACUGUAAACACUGCAGGUUUAACAUAAAGGAUUCUCAAAAUAAAUUUUGAGUUGUAGGUUCUAGAAUAGAGCUGACAUUAACAUAUAUAUAUAUUUUUUGUAAGAUGAGCCAGAAUUCUUUUUGACAAUUCCAGGCUUUUCCAUAGAGCUUAUUUAUAUCAAUUUUUCAUUUUAAAUGUGUCAGCACUGUAGUGUAAAUAGCUUUUUUUAAAGAUUUUUAGUGUGAUUUAUACUUAAAUGUGAGCCGCCUAAUAAAGGUUCAUAUCAAUG